UCGUUUCUCAUUCACGAUUCGUUUCUCGCGGGGAGCAGCUGCGGCAGUGUCGUCACUCAGGUGUAAUCCGCAAUGAUAUAAAAGUGAAAAUCGUGCAUAAUAUUAAUCCCCCCUCGAAUUGGGACCUAAUUCCAAAGAUUAAGUAGCUUUGAAGUAUCUAUUGGUGUCGCGAGAAGACGAGUGUUGUGUAACUGUCGUUGGAUUCGCAAAAAUCGACGAGUUUUUGCCGCUGCGGGUUCCUUGCUUUAUUGAGCAAAGUUUGCUGUAAUAUGCAUUGAAGUGCGUGUGUGUACCUAAUUAUCGAAGAGUAUUAUUUCGCGGAUUUUAGACACGGUUCUUUGUAUGUAAUCGCGCGAUCGGUAAGCUAUUAUCGCUGUAUGCAAAAAAGGUAAAUAUCGUGAGCAAAGAAGAGGCACUCGGUCUCGGUUAGUUGUUUCCCCUUCUGGAGGAGGAACAUGAGCAAGCAGUUCUGAAGUAUCGUCGUCAUAAAUUGAAUUUCGGUAACAACCGAGGAUCGCAAUAUCCGAACUUGCUGGCUGACCUCUGAACGGAAAGGGGCACUUGGGAGGCGACCGAACAAAAAAAACAAGUCGCAGUGAAGUGUUUUUGCUGCCCUAUCGUCAUCGAUUUUAAGAAGGAACUCUGCCGGAACAAAAUAUGGCUCAAUCGAAACCGUUGAAGGAGGUGUUCAGUUACCUGUCCUGGGUGCAUGCGGUGUCCGGCGCUACGGGCAGCGUGAUUGCAAUGUCGGCUUUCUACCCGCUGGACACGGUUCGAUCGCGACUUCAAUUGGAAGAGCCAGAACGUCGCAAAGCACUCAGCACAUGGGCCAUCCUGAAGCAGCUCGUGGCUGAAGAGGGCUUCGCUACGCUCUACCGUGGCAUCGUCCCCGUUCUGCAAAGCCUGUGCAUCUCCAACUUUGUCUACUUCUACACAUUCCACAGCCUGAAGGCCCUGCGCGGAUCCAUCACGGGUGGUAGCCAGUCGGCACUGGCCGAUCUGCUCCUGGGAUCGUUGGCGGGAGUUGUAAACGUCUUCUCAACGACACCGUGCUGGGUGGUCAACACCCGUCUCAAGAUGAAGGGCCUGGGUCAUCGAGUCAAGGACAACACCAUGCAUUACGACAAUCUCCUCGAUGGGCUGAUCCACGUGGGUCGAACCGAGGGAGCCAAAGGACUCUGGGCCGGCGCAAUACCCUCUCUCAUCCUCGUCAUCAACCCGGCCAUCCAGUUUAUGGUGUACGAAUCGCUCAAACGGCGCAUGGUUGGAGACCCGAAACACGCCUCGUCAGCUGCUUUCUUCGCGAUCGGAGCCAUAGCCAAAGCAAUAGCCACGGUACUCACCUAUCCGUUGCAGCUGAUUCAAACCAAGCUACGACACGGCAACAUGGACAAGAGUCUGGAUCUCCCGCCGGAUACAGACAUGGUGCAGAUGUUGCUGAUCAUCCUGAAGAAGCAAGGAGCCGCCGGGUUGUUCCGGGGGCUCGAAGCCAAGCUGCUCCAGACGGUGCUUACGGCGGCGCUGAUGUUCAUGACCUACGAAAAAAUUGCUCGAUUCGUCACGGUCCUGCUGGUCAGGGGCAAGAAGUGAUAGGAUCAUCUAGGGUUCUUAUCUAAAUUACACGUAUUUAUGGAGGAAUAGGGUUUUACAGUUUUCGUGGCAUUUUUAGAUACACUGUAUUAAGCAACUUUUCAAUCUAGUCCCACACAUUCCAUUUUUUCACGCUCUCAUUGGCUCUUCUUUUCCGCAACUUUUCUUCCGCGAUUGGCUCUCUCCGCCUAAACAAAUUAAGGGUGAUGAUUUUAGCACGUAAGUAUUUGUUGCCUAUCGAAGGCCAAUGGUUAGGUUAAUUGUUUGCAUUGACGGUAUGGAUUUAGUUUAGUUCAACAACGUAGUACCUUCUUUAAUAGCUAUGAAGCAUGUUAGACAUGAACAACAACUGCAGUGAUUGCUUCAAUUUUCUAAGGAGAAACCUCGAAUAGUUAACGUCGUUUCUAAAUUGAAAGUUUUCAAUUUAAAAGAACAAAGUGAAAAUCGUGAAAAAAAGGUUUGAUAUUGAUUUAACGUAGAUUCUAACUAUUGCAAGAAGCUAUACAUCACAAAGAAUAAGAAAUAAAAAAAUAAACGACUGGCAAAGAGGAUAAAUUUA
This is a messenger RNA of Aedes aegypti (yellow fever mosquito), 2149 nucleotides long. RefSeq names its product peroxisomal membrane protein PMP34 (gene PMP34). The record is from RefSeq and is a predicted model, not a curated record. The transcript has 4 exons. Bases 658 to 1590 code for a protein of 310 amino acids. Gene Ontology annotation, cellular component: peroxisomal membrane. Lineage: Eukaryota; Metazoa; Arthropoda; Insecta; Diptera; Culicidae. Gene Ontology annotation, molecular function: FMN transmembrane transporter activity; ADP transmembrane transporter activity; AMP transmembrane transporter activity.